UUGUCUCUCCCUCACUCGCUCUCCUCUCUAAUCAAUCCUUAUUAUUAUUUUGUUACUUCUCACUUUCCUUUCCUUAUCUUUCUUUCUAUCCCUAAUGACGGAGCUCCAAACUUCUUGGUUCUCGCUCUCGUUCAUUCUGGUGUGUUCUUUCCUUUUAUUUUCGCGAAUAUUUCGCGCGUUGCGGCAGAGAUACCUCUGGUGCAACUGCGAAAUUUGCCAUGUUUAUCUCACCUCAAGCUGGACCAAACAGUUCGCAAAUCUUUGCGACUGGUACUCGCACCUCUUGAGUAAGUCUCCGACCAAGACGAUCCACAUCCACGUCCUCGGGAACAUCGUCACGGCCAAUCCCAAUAACGUGGAGUACAUGCUGAAAACGAGGUUCGACAAUUUCCCUAAAGGGAAACCUUUCUCGGCGAUCCUCGGCGACUUUCUCGGUCACGGAAUAUUCAACGUCGACGGCGAUUCGUGGCGGUUUCAGAGGAAAAUGGCCCGCUUGGAGCUCGACAGGUACUCCAUAAGGUCGUUCGCGUUCGAGAUUGUGAAUAACGAGAUUGAGAGUCGUCUCAUCCCUCUCUUGUCGUCGUUUUCCGCGGGGAAAUCGGUGUCCGGAUUCGAUGGAAACGGCGGCGUUUUAGACCUCCAGGACGUGUUCAGGCGAUUCUCGUUCGACAGCAUAUGCAGAUUCUCGUUUGGUCUCGACCCGAUGUGCUUGGAGAUGUCCGUCCCGUUGUCGGAGUUCGCCGUGUCGUUCGACUUGGCCUCGCGGCUGUCGGCGGAGCGGGCGAUGACGGCGUCGCCGCUGGUGUGGAAGGUGAAGAGGCUGUUGAAUUUAGGGAGUGAGAAGCAGUUGAAAGUGGCGAUAAACGUAGUAAACAUGCUGGCUAAGGAGGUGAUCAGGCAAAAAAGGAAGAUGGGUUUUUCUAACCACAUGGAUCUCUUGUCCCGUUUCAUGAGAACCGUAAACGACGAGUCGUAUUUGAGGGACAUCGUCGUUAGCUUCCUGUUGGCCGGGCGUGACACUAUUGCAUCGGCUCUGACAAGCUUCUUCUGGCUGGUGGUGAACCACCCGGACGUCGAGGCGGCAAUUUGUGCCGAAGCCGACAGAGUAAUCGGCCCGAAUCGGAACCUUAAAAACUUCGAACAAGUGCAGAAGCUUCACUACCUGAAAGCUGCGAUUUAUGAGAGCAUGAGGCUUUACCCUCCUAUACAGUUCGACUCCAAAUUCUGCCUAUACGACGACGUUUUGCCCGACGGAACGGUCGUCAAGAGGGGGACUAGGGUUACCUACCACCCUUACGCCAUGGGGCGUUUGGAGGAGAUUUGGGGGUCGGAUUUUAUGGAGUUCAAGCCCGAGAGAUGGUUGCGAAACGACGGAGUUUUUAGACAGGAGAAUCCGUUUAAGUAUCCGGUUUUCCAAGCCGGGCUUAGGGUCUGUUUGGGCAAAGAAAUGGCCAUGGUUGAGCUCAAGAGCGUGGCUCUCGCCCUGCUCCGCCGCUUCGAGAUCAAGCUCGCUACACCACCGUCGCAGCGACACACACAGCCACGGUUCUCGCCGGGGCUCACGGCCACUUUCAGUGGCGGGGGGCCCCGCCUUUCGGUGGCGGGCUUCCGGCGUUGGUGA
This is a messenger RNA of Morus notabilis, 1621 nucleotides long. RefSeq names its product cytochrome P450 94C1. Lineage: Eukaryota; Viridiplantae; Streptophyta; Magnoliopsida; Rosales; Moraceae. The record is from RefSeq and is a predicted model, not a curated record. The transcript has a single exon. Gene Ontology annotation, molecular function: monooxygenase activity; oxidoreductase activity, acting on paired donors, with incorporation or reduction of molecular oxygen; iron ion binding. The coding region runs from base 95 to 1621 and encodes 508 amino acids.